CCUGUUGAGCUUUUUGACAGUUAUAAGAUGUUCGAAGAGGGGGUGUGUGUGGAAAGUGUCAAAAUCAAAGAAUUUUAACCUUUUGUUGCAUUGAAUUACCCACAUUAACACUAAAUUACCUUCAGAAAAUCAAAUUGCAGUGUUUAAGGUUAAACUCGGUUUAUCAGUACUUAUAGUGUAACCUCCAAAAUGCCACCUGUGGAUAAAACACCAGAUAUGUAUACAGGAUCUUUCGAACUGAUUAAUUGUCUACAUGCUUAUUUAAAAGUACCAGUUUUUGAAUACCAUUCGAAAAAUACAGGCCUAACUGUAGUUAUAGCAGAGGUAGAUGGACCUGUUGUAAAUGGUUAUUUCUGUUUAGCUACUGAAGCAUUUGAUGAUGAUGGCCUACCUCAUACUCUUGAACACUUAAUUUUCUUGGGUAGUGAACAAUAUCCAUAUAAGGGCGUUUUAGACUUGUUGGCAAAUCGUUGUUUGGCAUCAGGCACAAAUGCAUGGACUGAUACUGAUCAUACAUGUUAUACAAUGGAAACAGCAGGCAGUGAGGGUUUUUUAGCUUUAAUGCCAAUCUUUUUAGAACAUAUUUUGUAUCCAGUGUUGACUGAGGAAGGUUUUAUCACUGAAGUUCAUCACAUAACACCUGAAGGUGAUGAUGCUGGUGUAGUGUACUGUGAAAUGCAAGGUCGCGAGAACACUGCUGAAUCUAGGCUUCAUGUUAAUUUGGCUAGAGCGAUGUAUCCCGGGCACUGUGGGUAUUCUUCAGAAACUGGUGGUAUUAUGAAGAACCUCCGAGAAUCUACAAGUAAUGGCAAAGUUCAAGCUUAUCAUAAAAAAUUCUAUAGACCUGAAAACUUGAAAGUUAUUAUUACUGGGCAGGUAAAACAUGAGGAUGUUUUUAAAGCUUUAGAACCACUGGAACAGAAGAUUAUAUUGAACGGGGAACGAGGGAAGUUUGAAAGACCUUGGCAGAGUUCUGUGCCCCCAUUAACUGAAUCAAAGGAUUUAAUUAUUAAGUAUCCUACAGAUGAAGAGAGUAAUGGCGUUUUCUGUAUAGGCUGGAGGGGGCCCUCGACUGUCAAAGAACAGUAUAUGUUAACAGCAGUGUGUAUAUUCUUGAAGUACCUUACUGAAUUUUCAACAUAUACUUUACCAAAGGAAUUUAUCGAAAUUGAUGAUCCCUAUGCCAGUAACAUUUCGUUUAAUUUCUUGGAAAAUUCGGAAUCUUGUAUUUACAUAAUGUUUGAAGACGUGCCUCUAGCUAAAUUAGCUGAGGUUAAAUCAAAGUUGCAAAAUCUGUUUAAAACGAUUGUUGACAAAGAAGAUAUUAAUAUGGAACGCAUAAAGAGUAUAAUUAAACGAAAUAAACUUGAGCAUUUGAGUAAUAUUGAAAAUAAUCCCCACAGUACACUGGCUUUUAUAACUAUUGGACAUAUGUUGUAUGGUAAUACUAAAGAAGAUCUUCAACAAAGAUUAAAUCCUCUGGUUGAUUUAGGUAAACUCUUGAAAGAACCUAAAUCGUUUUGGGUGUCGCUAAUGAAUAAGUACUUUGUAAAUAACAACUACGUUGCUGUUCAGUGUAUUCCAAGUAAGGAAGAACACAUUAAGAUGGCAGAAGAAGAAGCAACUCGUGUUAAACAGCAAGUAGAACAACUAGGAGAAGAGGGUUUAAAACAAAAAGAGAAAGAGUUAGAAGAUGCUGUAAAAUUUAAUGGAAGAGAUCCACCCACUAAUAUGCUAACUUCACUGCCGAUUCCUAGUCUUGAAUCCAUUAAUUUUCAUGAUAUAAAACGAUAUCGAACUGACCUAAAUGAUAGACAACAAAUUGAUUUGUCUAACACGAAUGUGUAUACUUGUUUUGAUCAUAUAAAGUCUGAGUUUGUCUACAUAUACGCGCUUUUGGAUAGCACCUUGGUCCCUCAAGAACUACGUAUUUAUUUGCCGUUGAUGCUGGAAUCUUUGUUUGAAUCUCCGAUCAGAAAAAACGACAAACUUAUACCUUAUGAAGAUGUCAUCGAGCAGUUGAACAACGAUACAGUGUCAUUUAGUUCAAGUCUUGGUUUAGGAUCUAAACCUUUGUUUAAGUGUGGGCCGUACUCGCACACAAUUUCAGUAAUGUUGCAAGUUGAAAUAGCAAAAUAUGAAACUGGUAUAGAGUGGCUACGUGAUAUCUUAUAUAAUACGGUGUUCUCAGUAGAUAGACUGAAAAUAAUAGCAGCUAAAAUGAAUAAUGCAGUAGCCCAAGCUAAAAGAUGUGGCCGAGAUGUGGUAGCUUACGCCAUGCGAGGUCUGCGAUAUGUACAAAAUAGCAACAUUUAUAACAACGGCAUCCUUGUUCAAAAUAAAUUUUUAACAGAAACUAGUGAAAUACUUACCAGUGAAAAAUCUGCAGAAGUGUUGAUCACUUGUGAAAAAAUAUGGCAAAUUCUUGUUGAUCCAAAGAACGUUGUAUUACAUCUAAUCGGAAAUUUGGACUGUAUUCCUGAUGCAGUUACACCUUUAAAGAAUUUUUUACCUGAGAAUGCCACAGCUGCUCAAGAAAGAUUGCAUGUAACUCCUGACUUAAAAUUACUGAAGUCCCUUGAAGAUCAAGAUUUAAAUGGUUGCGUAAUUGGAAUGGGUUGUUUAGAAUCAUCUUUCUUUCAUCAAACGGUUGACAGCAUUAGUUCAUAUGAGGAUCCAGACUUGCCUGCUUUGAUGCUUUAUCUGCAGUACUUAAUUCAAGCAGAGGGCCCCAUGUGGCGUCAAAUUCGAGGUAAAGGUUACGCUUACGGGUACACGAUGAUGGUUAAGCCUCAUGAAGGUCUUCUGUACCUGGUGUUUUCAAGGGCAACUAAUGUUGUUGGUGCUUAUAUGGAAGCAAAGGAUAUAAUUUUAAAUCAAAUCAAUACUGAGGAAUGGGAUAACAAUUUGAUUGAUUCAGCAAGAAGUUCUUUAAUUUUUGAAUUAAUAGAAAAAGAGAAAACCAUAGGAAGCGUUAUUGGGUUGUCAGUUAUCUCAUAUUUUCAAGAAGUUGAUUUCACUUACAACAGGAAUCUUUUAAAUCUUAUCCACAAUGUUACUGUCGAAGAAUUGAAUAAAGUUGGGAAAAAGUAUCUGUCAGCACUGUUUGAUCCUAAAAGAGUUAAGACUGCAAUUGUUUCGGUUCCUGCUAAAGCUGAACAAAUUAUGGAGGCCUUUAAAAGUGUUAACAUUGACCUAACUUUGUAUCCAUCACUGGAAGAAAGUUUCCUGAAGUAAGUUAAUACGUAACGAUUUUAAAUUGUAACUUUAUUAUCACAAAACUUUAUCAAUACCCACCUUCAUGUCCUAAAAUUUGGAUGUAUUUAUUAAAUACAAGAUUACUAAAG
Messenger RNA from Zophobas morio, 3347 nucleotides. RefSeq lists its product as uncharacterized. The transcript is spliced from 11 exons. Lineage: Eukaryota; Metazoa; Arthropoda; Insecta; Coleoptera; Tenebrionidae. The record is from RefSeq and is a predicted model, not a curated record. The coding region runs from base 190 to 3237 and encodes 1015 amino acids. Gene Ontology annotation, molecular function: metal ion binding. Gene Ontology annotation, biological process: proteolysis.